ACACACACACACGGUAGAUAAAGAAUCAGAAUAUCUAAACAUUUAUUAUUUGCCCCCGUAGCUUUUACAGCGUGGUGCUUUGACCUCUUUCAAAUAGCCACAGUCCAGAAUAAACCCUCUGAAAGUUACACUUCAAUACUUACUGUAGCUUAUGAGUUCCGGUCACAUGGUCGUUAAAUGCAGUAGGGGCCGUCUUUGGCUCUGCACAACCGGCACGCAUUGUAUCCGAUCUGUGCCGGUCCGAUGGGUCAAAUGAUACCACCGAGAGACUGGGGGCAAAUUUUCGGAAAGUAGGGAAAAUCAACCAAAGGGAGUCCAGCCAUGGUCAGGGAUGACUUUGACAAGACAUACAAGCCCUUUGGAGGAGCUGUCGCUGUCACCGGGGAAUCUACAGAUGUUACCUGCAGCCUAACUGUCACGCGCACGAGGAGGCGUCUGUCCAAAUCAAGUCUUCACAAGUGAAACCUGGUAUAAAGUGACUAAUAUCGUUACACGAAAUAUGGUUUGUCAUAAACAAGAUCUGCAAGUUGAGUUUCCAGUGCAGAAGAUGACACAGAGGAAAUAAGCGGUCACCUUAAAUUGGAUUAAGUUUCCUCUGCCACAACUAUGCUGCCAAAAGAGCAACACAGUGAUGGUAAGGCUGCCAUAAUCUCCUGCUCUGAGAAAAAAACUAAGGCCAUGAAGAAGGAAAAGAAGGUUGUGUAUGUGGAUCCACCAGAUGGCGGUUGGGGUUGGAUGGUGGUUUUGCACUGUUUCAUGGUGAAUGUGUUGGUAAUGGGUACAUUGAAGAGCUUUGGGAUCUUCUUUGUGGCAUUGCAGGAUGAGUUUGGAGGCUCGUCAGAGAGCAUCAGCUGGAUUGGAUCCAUCAUGUCUAGCCUCAGGCUCUCUGGAGGUCCGUUGGCCUCGGUGGCCUGUGCCAAGCUGGGGAACAGGGUUACCUCCAUAGUGGGGGCGCUUCUCGUCAGUGCCGGCUUUAUCUCCAGCUUAUUUGCCACCAAUGUGAUUUACCUUUACAUUAGCAUGGGGAUAGUUGUUGGUCUCGGGUUUGCUCUUCUUUAUCAGGCCACAUCUGUUGUAACAGUGACUUAUUUCCGAAAGAGGCUGGCAACUGCAUAUUCUAUUGGCCGCUCUGGCAUGGGUUUGACCUUUGCCCUUGCUCCUUUCACUCAGCUGCUUUUGGAUCAUUAUGCUUGGCAGGGAGCUCUGUUGAUUUUGGGAGGUCUCAUGCUGAACCUGGUGGCUUCUGGGAUGCUUUUGCGGCCCAUUAACAUUACACCUCCAACUUCACCCAUGUCAAACUACACUCUUCAUAAAGCUGGAUCUGAGAAAGAACCUCUUAAGAAUCAUAUUAAUGGCAACACAUCUAUGUCCAAUGGCACUUCCAAAAUGGACAGCUCGCCUCACAUUUACAGGGAUACACUUAUAAUAGAGAACCCUGUUCAUGAACAGAACACUCUUCCACAUCAGGAACUCAAAAAAUCCAUCCAGAAUGGGAUGAACGGUACAGACGGCAACCAAAUUAAAACUUCCCCCACGAUGAAUGGGGUUUCUCCUGUGGAAUCAUUUCUUGAGAACAACAGAACAGAAAAACUUCCUGAAAACCCCCCAAAAGUGCUGGACUUCUCACUGUUGAAGAACCCUUUCUUUUGCAUCUACACCUGGUCGCUGGUCUUCAGUCAGCUGGCAUAUUUUAUACCUUACUUCCAUUUGUCUGCAAGGGCCCGGAACCUGGGCAUCGACCCUAUGGAUGCUUCCUUCAUCAUCUCUGUGGCUGGUAUAACAGAGACGGUGGCCCAACUUGCAUCUGGCUGGGUGACAGACAGGAAUCUGCUUCACAAAUAUCACUACCAUAAGGCCUACCUGAUCCUGUGUGGUGUGGUCAAUCUUCUCUCCCCUCUUGCCACCUCAUACAUCUUGCUCAUGGUCUACGCUGUCUUCUUUGCCAUCUUCUGUGGGGGGUACAUGGCUCUUCUACUUCCUGUAUUGGUGGACUUGGUGGGUUCUGAAAAGCUGAACAACUCGAUGGGGUUUUCGAUGUUCUUUGUGGGGCUUGGCUGUCUCACAGGUCCUCCUCUGGCAGGCUUCCUGUACGACUACACUCAGACCUACGACUGCUCCUUCUACCUGGCAGGAGUGUGUUUUCUGUUAUCAUCAGUUUCUCUUUUCCUCGAGCCUCUGGCGAGGCGCUGGCAAGCCCGAAAGAAGCGGCUUGAGAUGCUAAAUGAAGAAAUGAUGUGGAGUAACGGCUGUUUCUGCCCGGCGCCUCAGAGGAAUGGAGUUGUAUAAUAAAGGAAUAAAUUCAAAGCCAUUUCACUUUCCACCAUGUCAUGUGGUUCACAUUCUGAAGGCUGAUCGGAAGAGGACCUAACCUGAACAUUUGGUCGGGACCUCAGCGUGGCAAGCAAAUGAACGUUCAUUUGAAUGCAGAGAACAGGAAGUUAAUGCUUUAAUGCAAACUAUUUUGUUAGAGGGUUCAUUAGAAUGGAUUGUGUUGAAUUGUUUUUAUAUAAAUUCAUAUAAACAAAUAGUAAGCUUCUCUCCCCGCCACAUUUAAUGGCAUUCAGAUCAGCACAAGAACCAGAGUCUUUGUCACCACAUAAGCCUUUAUGUUACGGCACCUAAUGAAUCGUGAUCUUCCUACAUUAGAAAGUUACUCAGAUGCUUCCACCGAUAUGAUGGUAAAUUUGUAUCACAGUACACAUUUUACUCACUUAGGCAAAUAUACUAGUACUGAAAUAAGAGUAUUUUGUCAGAUGGUGAUGGGUCUAUGCAAUAAACCUAUUAAGACUCUGUGUGCCUCCUUUCUGAUACUUUAAUGUGUGUUCAUGUCUAUAGAUGUGUUUUCACAAUGAAGCUCAGUGCUGUGUAAAGGACUGCAGAAGGCCAUAAUGGCUGUCAUCAACAAGCCAAAGAUACAAUGGAAAUGUAAUUUAUCAAUCUAUGCAUUUGAACACGUCCUGCGUCGAUAGCAAUGUAAUAUUGGAGUUUCCCUAGUAAUGUAGUUUUGUAUGAUCUGUUGCCCUCUAGAGGCAAAACGGUGUACUGCUACUGGAAUGCUGUUUCAAUUAACAGGAAGUUCAUGUUCUGGAACGUCCAAUUAUUUGCUUUUCAUUAAGUAAAGACAAUUUACACUUUUUUUGUUUUUGUUUUGGGCAGCAAGCUUUUUUAUCACUUAAUUGUUUAAUGAAAGCUGUUAUUGUGUUUUUUUUUUUUUUGGAGAAAUGUGUUGGUUUUUUGGAAAAUUUCUAUAAAUAGUUUUGAACUCUAAAUCUAGCCUUAAAGACAGUCAUGGGUACACAAUAACACUAUUGAUGUCAAUGAUGGGCUUCACCAUCUUUACUGUACUGUUAGUGAUUUUGUACUUGUGGAAAAAUGUGUGGUGCUAGCAUGAGGGUUAUUUUUUUAAAUUGUUUUGUUGAUAUUGUUCACAGUUGUCAAGAUCUACAAGACUGGGAUUAAAGAAACCUUUUGAC
Molecule: messenger RNA, 3473 nt
Organism: Carassius auratus (goldfish)
Lineage: Eukaryota; Metazoa; Chordata; Actinopteri; Cypriniformes; Cyprinidae
Product: monocarboxylate transporter 5-like
Exons: 10
Coding region: 607-2286 (559 amino acids)
Biological process (GO): monocarboxylic acid transport; transmembrane transport
Molecular function (GO): monocarboxylic acid transmembrane transporter activity
Source: RefSeq, a predicted model, not a curated record